This is a messenger RNA of Amoebophrya sp. A120, 569 nucleotides long. The record is from the annotation of a GenBank genome assembly. NCBI's taxonomy places the organism in Eukaryota, Dinophyceae, Syndiniales, Amoebophryaceae.
AUGACGCCACAGUUCGGUGCAGCUGGGACAUCAAGUGCAAGACAAGUAGGAGAACUCAAUGCAGAACCUCCUGAAGAGGAGCAACCUCCGCCUCCUUUUGAGGCCCUAGAAAACCGAGCGGCUCCUGGAUUAGGGGAAGAUGAGGUUGGGGCGUCGAGGUCCACCUCCACCACCCCCUACGACUUAGAGAGAGAGGAACGACGACAGCAGGAGGCACGCUCGAGGCUGCAGGAAUUGAUGCAGACGACCAUACCUGGCUGUAUCCGUCUGGCAGCAGCCGCCGCCACCGACGGCUUGAUAGGUGACGAGCAAAAGCAGAACAGUGCGAAAUAUUUCGAAGACAGUCUCGCGAUCGUUCGCAGAUUUCAUGAAGAGUUCGCAGACCACCUCCACCCGGAAGCGGACCCCCGAAGCAAGACCAUCCGGGAGUUACUGGACCGGGAAGAACAGACGGUGCGAGACGGGGUGGUAGAGUUUAUAAGAGUAUGGACAGAUCACAUAGUGGAGUGGCGACGCCGCGUACGCGAGGCAAAAAUGCACGCCUCUGUUGUACAGCCCGCUGCAGGAGG